Molecule: messenger RNA, 933 nt
Organism: Selaginella moellendorffii
Lineage: Eukaryota; Viridiplantae; Streptophyta; Lycopodiopsida; Selaginellales; Selaginellaceae
Exons: 5
Coding region: 134-544 (136 amino acids)
Source: RefSeq, a predicted model, not a curated record
UCUUGCUGUCCGGCAUUGCAUUCUCGGUCGAAAUCAGUGCGUUCUCGGCCAAAAUCUAUGCUCCGCUUGGUCAGCGCUUCACUUUCUUGACAACUCUCUGCACGAUUGCAGCAGCGCCAAAUGCAGGAGAGCAAUGCCGCCAGGAAGAUCCGCAAGCCAUACACCAUCACAAAGUCGCGCGAGAGCUGGACGGAGCACUACAAAUUCCUUGAGGCGCUUCAACUGCAUCGAGAGCAGGGGAUGGGUUUUGCCACUUUGCUACUGCAACUACGUCUUGUCCAAGCUGGACGAGUUGAUGGCAAAUGCUGCGACGACUGAGUGGGAGGAUCAAGAGGAAACACUGGCACGUCUAACACAUCUUGCUGGAGCUAGUCUACUCCUGGCUGCUGCUUCAGCUCGGGCGCAACGAGCAAUCCCUCGUUUGGCUCGCGCGACUAGAGAGUCAAGCUCUAGCCAGCACCGCCACCACUGGAUAACAGGUGGAGAAGUUUUUCUUGUUUCUCCUGGACAACUUCAAUUACGAGGAUCGGCCAGAUCACGCUAGCUUAGCGAGGCUGAGACAAAUCCACGAUAGCUUGAGCAGCAGCCUGGUCAGGAUCGAAUGGAAGUCAACGAAUGUAUUGCCUGGUGUCCUCCAGAUGCUCGAGGUACUGUGAGUUCAUCAGACGUGGUGUCCAAACUCUUUUUUCUUUGUCCUUCUAGGAGCUCAUGAUACCCUGUCGACGCGAGUGAGCUCCUCGGCCGCCUUGUCCACACCUUCUGUGAAAAAUUGUAAUAGCAAUCUGAAAAAUGACCAACUCAAUUCCAACAAAAAAAUCCAGAAAGAUUACUCCAACAAGAAAAGUGGGGUGGUAAAAUUUUGGCCACCAGAUAUCAUUGAACACUAUUUGAAGUGGUGAAAUCAUGGUUAUUGUGGAUGAAUAUUUUCCAUAA